GUUUUAGACCUGCUUUGAUCUCUCCCACCCAGAAUUUAUCACAGAAAAACAUAACCUCAAAAAGAAAUCACAGGAAGAUUACCGCAAGAUAAAGGUAAUUAUGGAAUUACUAACAAAUUUCUCAGCUUGUAUUGGGUGUCGACUAGUAUACUCAGGAAAAAUUACAAAAAAACGUUACUCGAGCAAGAUGUAUUUUAAAAGAUGUACAAAUGGAGAAUGGGAUUUGCUUUCGGCGUUGCAAGGCAUUUCAACAUCGCAAACCAUCGCUGGUUUGCAUUGGGCAGCGAACAUCACUCGCAAAGUGAAAGUGCAGGAAAGAACCUUUACAACUGACCACAACCACAGUUUUUUUUUUCCUUUCUACUUUUUAGCAUGGGAUUGCAGUCAUUUCUGUUCAAACUGUUAUCUCUGAAAAUGUGUUAAUUAAAGAGGAUACGGUGGAACAACAGUUUCAUCAGCAAUUAAAAGAUUAAAUUUUAUUAUAUAAACACCAAUGAAAUACCAGGUGAGCUUUUGCGCGAAAACUUGGUAUCUUCACAUGUGAAAAUAACAUGUUUUCUUCACAUGUGAAAAUAUCACCGUUGCAAUGGCUACAUAAUAAAUCGCGCAUUUCACACCAAAAGAUUGUUAAAGUGAAAUGGUUUGGUAGUUCAUUGGUGUUUAUAUAAAAAAUAGAAUAUUACAUGGCCGCUUGGAGAUACGAAAUUUCUCUUCUCGUGUUGAAAAAAUAUUUCACGAGUGAGCGCAGCGAACGAGUGAAAUAUUUUUCAACACUCGAAGCGAAAUUUCCGCGCGGCCAUGUAAUAUCCUCUAUAUAAUAAGCUGAAGGUUGAGUCGAUGUUUGAAGUCUACUUGUUGCUCAAGUUACAACUAACCACAACCACUUGCUAUAUUUCAUUUUUACUUUCUUCUUGUCAGCAUGAAACUUCAAUCCUUUUUGGUCAGCCUGCUAGUGCUGAGUAUGUUUUACAGCCAGUGCCUCUCGGCUUCAAGUUGUAAGAUGGCCAAUUGGUGGGGAACAUUUGACCAUCAAGGUUGGUCUACCUGUGACUCUUCGACCGAAUACAUCAAGGGCCUGUGGAGGAACCAUAAUUAUGGUGAUCAUGAGAUCUCCCUACUAGAAGAAGCAAAGUGUUGUUCAGCUCCCACCCCAGAAGAGAACACGCCAUCAAUUUGUCAAGACACCGACUGGAGUAGCGUCCUCGAUGGGUGAGUAUUUAAGAGUUAAAGAAGCUUUAUAGGGCUUCCUUUGACCACACAAACCCCAAGUCAACGUUUGUGUACGUCCUCACAACGUUAGCUUACUUAUCACGUCAUUUGAAAUGCAGCUAGAAAACUUUUAAAAACUUCAUCGUCGAAAGAGAAAUGUAGUUACCUAAGGUUAAGCCGGACUCAAAUUUGCGAUUAUCAAGUUAUAACCUGCUCUGAGCUUUAGAGGGAACUACCAAAACAGCAGAGCGAACGCAGCCAAGUCCCCACUUGGGCCUCCCGGUGGCCAUGCUUUUACCCUGCACCUUUGAUAUCAUUUUAACGGAUAUCGCAAACGUUUUCGAAAUAAUAAAGGUGAGUGGUAGCUGGUUUUGAGGAAUUAGCCGGGUGAUUUGAGCCAAUCGGAAACGGAGAAAUGUUUUCAAUGAAUACAAAUUAAAUAAGGCGGAUAACCAAGUAAACUCGUCCGACUGUUCAAUCCUGUGCUAUGGUUUGUGCUUAGGCACGUGUUUAAGGUAUUCGACAAAAUACUGCGCUUGAAUUUUGUCUUUGUAUUACAGAACCCACGUGUGGGCCGUCUGUCCAGAUGGUUAUUUUCUUCAAGGUCUUUGGCGAGACGAGGGUAAAGGCUUGGUGUCUCAAAUUGAUAAGGCUAGGUGCUGUAAACUGAACACAAUUAUUGACGAGUAUGAUAACUGCUACAACGAGAAUAUCUGGGGGUCAUUUGAUCACUAUGGACUCAGUGAGUGUAAGAAAGACGGUUACUAUGUGGCCGGAAUCUACAAAUCAAACUGCGACAAAAUAUACUGUAUUGAGGAGCUCAAAUGUUGUAGUAUGUUAGUUGGUAAGUAUAAAUGAUCCGAAAACAUUUUAUUUAAAUUUUGUACAGUUUGUAGCAAAAGAACUUUUCUUUAAUUUUUGUAUAGUUUGAGCUUGAAAUUAGAAAUUUCAUAAACCUAUUUUAGUGACGCUAUCUAUUGUGGCGUCAUAUUUUAAUGUCACAUUUAUUUGUAAGCAAUCGCAACCUCCCUCCCAGGCUGUAAAGGGAAGAAAAGAAGAAGAAGCCAGGGAACGAGGUUGAAACAUUCGAAAAUAAGAUAAGAAGAAAUAAGUAAAUUCUAAAUAGAUAAACAUAAGAUUAUCCUAAAUGACUACUUCGAGGAAAUUUUAAGGGUGUUGUCCCCACCGUGAAUUGUCACCAGCAUGCAACUUCACCGGCCCAUGCACUUACCUUUGCAUGAUAAAGAAACACAUAAAAUAGUCAUAAAAUGAUCAAUACCGCCAAUAAUAUCAUUAUAUUUAGUUUGUUUUGAAUGAAUGAAUAAUAAUAAUAAUAAUAAUAAUGAUAAUAAUAAUAAUAAUAAUAAUAAUAAUAGUAAUAAGAAGAUUAUCGUCGAUUGAAUACCCUCUUCCAAAAAACAAGUUAUUUUCAGAAUACUGCUUCUUAAUGUUUCAAUAACUAUUUCAAUUUAAUGAAAAUGAUUUACCGUAUUGAUAAUGGUGAUGUAAUAACUCUGUACGAGUUAUUUCAUUAAUGCUGCUUUCUUUCUUUUAGGUUGUUGAUCUUUCAUCCGUCCUUAUACGCUUCAACAGGUUAAAAACUGCAGAGGCCUAAACAGAGGAACCUUUAUUAAUUUAAGUUUAGAUACACUAAAAGUGCACGUAUGAAAAGGUGGC
Messenger RNA from Porites lobata, 2886 nucleotides. NCBI's taxonomy places the organism in Eukaryota, Metazoa, Cnidaria, Anthozoa, Scleractinia, Poritidae. The record is from the annotation of a GenBank genome assembly.